Molecule: messenger RNA, 1738 nt
Organism: Carica papaya (papaya)
Lineage: Eukaryota; Viridiplantae; Streptophyta; Magnoliopsida; Brassicales; Caricaceae
Gene: ICME-LIKE2
Product: alpha/beta-Hydrolases superfamily protein
Source: RefSeq, a predicted model, not a curated record
GACGGCAAUCCCAAUCCAAAGUUUUCAACCGUUGUGUCUGCCUUCCUGUCCGACACUGCACGCGCAUAGAUCAAUAUCAGGUAGCCUGCAACUCCUUGCAACAAAUAAUUAAAAAGUAAAUCGCAUGAAAGCAAUACAAGACGCUCACGCCAAGUAAUUCUUGCGACUGAAGAUUAAGAUUUCCAGAAUCACAAACACAGCCAGGGAAUAAAUUAUACACGAAAAGAAAACCUUUUAUCUUACUCUCCGAUCCAAUCUAAUCUUCUUCUAUCAUCCUCGCUUUUUCCGUUCGAUUUUGGUCAUCUGAAAUUGAAUCGGCUGCAAUACCUAUCCGAAUGAAUACCAAACCGUUAAUUUACCGGUUUUUCGGUUACCCCACUGCGGAUAAUACCGAACUGAAGCGCCGCCGAUUGGGCGGGAAGACUGACCCGCCGGCAGCUAAGCCGACUCCUCUGACCCGCCAGCAGUCUUUCAGCCGAGAUAUAGGUCACGCCGCCGCCGAGACCUUUCUGCUUACUCGCCUUACCUUCAAGCUCCUCCGGUACCUCGGGGUAGGUUACAGAUGGAUGACAAGAUUACUUGCUCUUGCUUGUUAUGCUAUGCUACUCAUGCCUGGUUUUCUUCAAGUUGCAUACUCUUACUUUUUCUCUAGCCAAGUUCGAAGAAGUAUCAUUUAUGGAGAUCAGCCAAGGAAUAGGUUGGAUUUAUAUUUACCAACCAGCAGCAGUGGCCCAAAACCAGUUGUGGUUUUUGUUACUGGUGGAGCCUGGAUUAUUGGGUACAAAGCAUGGGGUUCCUUCUUGGGUCUGCAGCUGGCAGAGAAGGAGAUCAUUGUAGCAUGUCUUGAUUACAGAAAUUUUCCUCAGGGAACCAUAAGUGAUAUGGUGAAAGAUAUUACCGAGGGAAUCUCAUUUGUCUGCAAUAACAUUGCUGGAUAUGGGGGUGACCCUAAUAGGAUUUAUUUAAUGGGGCAAUCAGCUGGUGCACAUAUUUCUGCUUGUGUUCUCUUGGAGCAAGCAGUCAAAGAAGCUGGGGGAGAAAAGGUCUCAUGGAGUGUUUCCCAAAUAAAAGCUUAUUUUGGUUUAUCUGGAGGGUACAAUUUAUUUAGUUUAGUUGAUCACUUCCAUAAUCGAGGCCUUUAUCGUGCAAUCUUUUUGAGCAUAAUGGAGGGCAUAGAGUCUUUUCAACGAUUUUCUCCUGAAAUUAGAUUAAAGGAACCAAGUGUUAUGGGCGCUGCUUCCCUCCUGCCUCCUAUUACACUUUUUCACGGAACCGCAGAUUACUCCAUACCAGCAGAUGCCAGUAAAACCUUUGCAGAUGCUCUGGAAGGAGUAGGAGUUCGGGCCAAACUAAUUUUGUACGAGGGAAAAACUCAUACAGAUUUGUUUAUUCAAGAUCCUUUGAGAGGUGGUAAGGAUGAAUUAUUUGAUAAUCUAGUUGCUGUGAUACAUGCCGGAGAUAAGGAAGCUCUCGAGAAGGAUGGUAGGUCUCCGCCGAGAAGGCAACUUGUUCCUGGGCUUUUAUUAUGGUUGGCUCGUCAGAUCAGCCCUUUCUAGCCUCCAUUUCUUAAAAUCGGUGGCAUCAGUGUAUGGCAUUAUGUAUCAUAGUCUUGUAUCCCUGUCAAAGUGUUGAUCCUUGUGUUUCUGUGUGUUUCUUUUUCUUUUUACCAUGUAUGACAGUGAAUUUCUAAAUGACUUGGCAAAUAUCAAUCAAUUAAAUAGUUGGAAAUUUGUUAAAA